This is a messenger RNA of Aspergillus steynii IBT 23096, 953 nucleotides long. RefSeq names its product class I SAM-dependent methyltransferase. NCBI's taxonomy places the organism in Eukaryota, Fungi, Ascomycota, Eurotiomycetes, Eurotiales, Aspergillaceae. The coding region runs from base 113 to 901 and encodes 262 amino acids. The transcript is spliced from 2 exons. The record is from RefSeq and is a predicted model, not a curated record.
GCUCCCCCUACUAUCUCUUUUCUUCUACAACUCUACCAGUACCAUCCCAUCAACCAUGGAGGACUUCACCGAAAAGAAUAGACGGGUCUUUGAGUAAGUCACCUGCAGCUGCAUGCCAAAAGAAUCAACGGCUGAUCAAGGUCACAGGAAACUGUCCAAAACCUACAAAGACGACUUUAGCGACGCCAUGGCCAAGAUGUACCGCACAGUCCAGGAGCGUCGCCUCUGGGCUAGUGACACUUGGACAGACACGGAAGCCGGAAAAGGAAAGGAGAUCAAGGUCCUCGAAUAUGCAUGUGGUCCAGGAACCGUUUCUUUGGCGCUGGCACCCUUCGCCACUCGAGUUGUUGGCUUGGAUAUCUCCGAUGGAAUGGUUGAGGAAUACAACAACAAUGCGCGUGAGGCUGGUUUCGCAGAUAAGAUGGUCGGCUACAAAGGCAACCUCUUCGGGGAAUCCGGGUCAACAGAACUCUCAGGUCCCGAGUUUUCCGACUUUGACGUCGUGGUUGUCAGCAUGGCCCUGCACCACUUUGAAAAGCCGGAUCUAGCCGUGAAGCGGUUGGCGGAGCGGUUGAAGAAGGGCGGGACGUGCUUGAUUAUCGACAUGAUCCCAAAUGACCAGCAUCCUCAUUCUCACGGAUCAGACCACCACCCGCAUGGACAUGGACAUGGUCACUCUCAUGGACAUGACGACUCUCACGAGAAUGAAGAGGAAUUCACAGACGCCAAACAUACGAUCAAGACCCAUGGGUUCACCCAGGCUGACAUGCAGAAGCUGUAUGAUGCAGCUGGAGUCGGAAUGAACUUUGACUACCAGGUCCUAGAGGAGCCGUGGUCAUUCAAUAAGAACGGGCACAGUUUCUCCAUGACCAUUUUCACGGCGAGAGCGCAGCUUUCAUAGGAUGUAGGGGAUAGCUUUUAAUUCGAAGACCAUAAUUAUUGCCGGACAUCGG